Messenger RNA from Physella acuta, 1252 nucleotides. Its product is annotated as AP-4 complex subunit sigma-1. NCBI's taxonomy places the organism in Eukaryota, Metazoa, Mollusca, Gastropoda, Physidae. Gene Ontology annotation, biological process: protein transport. The record is from RefSeq and is a predicted model, not a curated record.
CUGCCAAGCCUUUUACAGAAUCAAUGAUUUGGAAAAGGCGAAUUUCCACUUAGAGACAGUUUAGAUCUCUUCUAGAUCUAGGCCUAGUUGUUUUAGUUAGAAUAGAAAAAUUAAGGGUUUUCAGAAUUACUAAGAUCAAUAAUCGAAUUAUUUGUAAUUUUAAAAAAAAAGAGACUUAAUGGUUUGCUUAUUGUAAAUUGUAUUAAGAAAACUUUAAAAUGUUAAACGAAAUCUUCUAAGUAAAUGUUUAGUUUAGGCUUAGUCUUCUAGACUCUAGAUAAAAAAAAAAAUAACAUUGAAAGUAAAAGUAGCCAGAGUGUAUCGAAAUUUCAUUUAAAAAUGAUUUUUUUUUGGUAGAGAUUUACUAAUCAAGUUCAAGAUCUAGACUAGAUCUAUAUAUAGAUCUAGUAGUAGUAUUAGUUAGAUUUAGAUUUAGAUAUCUAGUCUGAUCUAGAUCUAGUAAUGAAGAAAUCGAUCUUCUGUAUGUUGUUGCUCCUGAAGUAUACAGCUUGAGCCUUGAGGCAGUUCUUUUUUAGACAAUCUAUGCCUUUUAAAAAUUACAGCUGUUAGGCUUAACAACAGUCAAUCAUAACAAAUAUGAUCCUGUUUUGUAUUAUUGUAAACAAACAAGGCAGAAUAAGGAUAAGAAGGAACUAUCAGCACAUACAAGAAAAAGAGAGGGAACAGAGAGAAACUGCAAUAGUUAAAAAGGUCUUGAUGCGAGACAAUAAACAGUGUAAUUUUUUUAGUCAUGGUUCAAUCACAGUAGUUUACAAGAAGUACACAACUUUAAGCCUUAUUUGUGGUGUAACUAAAGAAGAGAAUGAAUUAGCUAUUCAAGAAUUAUUGAAUGUUUUCAUGGAUUGCAUUGUUUCAUAUUUUCAUCAUGUAUCUGAACUAGAUAUUGUUCAUAACAUGGAGAGAAUAUACAUAAUUCUGGAUGAAAUAAUUGUAAAUGGUUCUAUAGCUUACACCAGUAAAGAACGGGCUUUGAUCCCUCUACAACUGAUUGAUGCAAGUAGCUGAAAUCUCUGAUGUUUGAGAUAACAGAAGGGUUAUGAUAAGCAUGCGGCAUAUUAAGCUGUCAUUUAUGUUACGGACAGGUACUGCAUUAUUCUUGAUGAAAGUGUAAUAUUUUGUAUAUGUUUUGUGUUACUUUAAAUGCUAUAUUUAUAUCUAUUUAGUUUUAAGAUGUAAUGUGUAAAUAUUAUGUAAACACUACUUUAAAAAUAAAAGUUUUAUAAAAUUGUUA